This is a messenger RNA of Papaver somniferum (opium poppy), 1095 nucleotides long. RefSeq lists its product as uncharacterized. NCBI's taxonomy places the organism in Eukaryota, Viridiplantae, Streptophyta, Magnoliopsida, Ranunculales, Papaveraceae. The record is from RefSeq and is a predicted model, not a curated record. Bases 1 to 1095 code for a protein of 364 amino acids. The transcript has 3 exons.
AUGGCAAAUAAUCGAUCCAUACCGAGUAAUAAAAACACCAUACAUCCGGCUUUCGCCGUUUCCAACAUCAAAGUUUUGAUCCCUGUUACACUAGAUAUCAAACAAGACGAAUACUCUUCAUGGGUUCUCCUAUUUCAACUUCAUCUUCAAGCGCACAACCUCCUUUUUCUUAUUGAUAGUUCUUCUCCCACACCAGAUCUUGACGCUGCCACCAUUAUACAACUUGACGCCCUAUGUCGUCAAUGGAUGUUCUCCACCAUGACCAAAGAUCUGAUGCUGGCUGUUCUCAAAACUGGAAAAACUGCGAAGGAUUUAUGGAAUCAUCUCAAACGUCUCUUCCAAGACAACAAAGGAAACCGCGCUGCCAGCCUUGAAAGUAAGUUUGUAAAUCUAAAAUUUAUUGACGGUAACAACGUUGAUGAUUAUUGUGAUAAGCUACAGGCACUCUCCAAUCGAUUGAGUGACCUCGAGUUUCCAAUGGAUGAAAAACGACUAGUUAUCCAGCUUGUCAAUGGACUUCCGGAGGAACAUAAUACUGUUGCCUCCUUCAUUCAACAAUCGAUGCCAUCGUUUGACACUGCUCGAUCUCAACUACGCACUGAAGAGAUUCGCCAACAAUCACCUCACUCCCUGGAUCGCACAGCGUCGUUGCUUCCCAACCCAACAGGCCCACUGCUUUCUCACCAGCAGCCCACUACUGGAUCGAACAGAAGCCCACUAAUGCCCAACCCAGCAAGCCCAUUUCCUCCUUACCCACACUGGGCUUCUCCCUGGAACGCUGCUGCACCUGGCCCAUAUCCGACUACUCCCUACUGGGCUUCUCCCUGGAAUGCUUCUCCACCUGCCAACCGCGGACGAGGACGCCAGAACCGUGGUAGAGGACGGGGUCGUGGCCGCCAUCCAACAGCCGGCCGAUCACCGCAAGCCUACAUUGUUCCGACCACAGACUAUCUACAACCGUCAGAUAUCGCCGAAGCCUACAGCUCUAUGAGCAUUCGGACACACGAUGAUGAUUUCUAUAUGGACACCGGAGCAACCUCACACAUCACCUCGGAUCCAGGACUUGAGUUCGAGGAAGACUAUUCUCCGAUGUGA